AUAAAAUUCAAUGACUGAUACAUAUAGAAGUGAUAUAGAUAGAAUUUAGAGAUUGAUCUAAUAAUUAAGAUCAGAUAUAUAAAAGAGAGAAUAAAAGAUAAAUGCUAAUUAACCUGUUGGAAUGAUUGAUGGAGAAAUUAGAGGAGGAAUUUCUAAACUAGGUAUUAGAAUACAUUAUAAUUUGUAAGAUAGAGAAAUAGAAUUGUUAAAAUUACUAAUUGAAAGAUAAAAUUAAAAUUAAGAAGUUUUAUAGAAGGAAGGAGAGACAAGAAAAAAUAAAUUAUUAGAGUUAUAGAAUAUAGCAAUUGAUUUAAAACAAAAUUUUGACAAAUCAUUAAAAUCUUAAUAGGAUAAUUUGUUUAAUAAUAGGUCAAAUAGUGGUAAAUAAUAUAAGGACACAGAGACUUUAUAGCAAAUGGAUAACAAAUAAUUACAUUAAAAUUAAAAAUAAUUAUAAAAAGAGUAAGAUUAGAAACUUGAUGUUUGUAUUGAUUAACUAGAUACUCUUAAAGUAUAAGGAAAGAAUAUUGGAAAUACUUUAGAUGAAUAGAAUAGAUUAUUAAAUUAAGUGGAUAAAGAAAUGGAUAAAACAAAUAAGGAUAUGAUAAAUGUAAAUGGAAAAUUGAAAAAGUUUCUUAAAUCAUCAUCAUAUUGCUGUCUAUAUUUAUUUUUAACAUUAGAAGUAGUUUCAUUAAUAUUGAUAAUUCUUUUUGUAUGA
This is a messenger RNA of Paramecium sonneborni, 718 nucleotides long. The record is from the annotation of a GenBank genome assembly. Lineage: Eukaryota; Ciliophora; Oligohymenophorea; Peniculida; Parameciidae.